GCAGGAGAGAAGGAGAGAAGGAGAGAAGGAAGGAGAGAAGGAAGGAAGGACUGAAGGAGGGACUGAAGGAGGGACUCUUCGUCUGCUGUUACUUUCUCACUCGUGUCUGUGUCUGACGGAGACCGAAGUCGAAGGAAACCGAGUUGAACGUUUGCUUUGUUCCGCUCGAAGAUGGCAUCAAACGACUCGCGGCUCCAGCAGCAGCCCUCUCAGAAGGAUGCGGCCGACCAGAACUUCGACUACAUGUUCAAACUGCUCAUCAUUGGUAACAGCAGCGUGGGAAAAACCUCCUUUCUAUUCCGCUACGCCGACGACUCCUUCACGUCGGCCUUUGUUAGCACCGUGGGCAUCGACUUCAAAGUCAAGACUGUCUUUCGAAACGACAAAAGGAUCAAGUUGCAGAUCUGGGACACAGCAGGUCAGGAGCGGUACCGCACCAUCACCACGGCCUACUACAGAGGAGCCAUGGGCUUCCUGCUCAUGUAUGACAUCACCAACCAGGACUCCUUCAGUGCAGUGCAGGACUGGGCGACGCAGAUCAAGACGUACUCCUGGGACAACGCUCAGGUGAUCCUCGUAGGAAACAAGUGUGACCUGGAGGACGACCGGCUGGUACCGACGGAGGACGGACAGAGGCUGUCGGAGGACCUGGGCUUCCAGUUUUUUGAGGCCAGCGCCAAAGACAACGUCAACGUGAAGCAGGUGUUUGAGCGACUGGUGGACGUCAUCUGUGAGAAGAUGAGCCAGAGUCUGGAGGGAGAGGCCGACCUGGUGUCCAACCACCGGGGCCAGGCCCUGAAAGACUCACCCUCAGACAGCCAGGGGGGCUGUGCCUGUUAGACCCCCCCCCUCCCACACACACACACACACACACACACACACACCUCUCAGCCGUGGAGGCCGCUUCACUCUCUGCUUCUUCUUCUUCUUCUUCUUCUUCUCUUAAUGUUUCAGGAUUUAAAAAAAGAAGGUGUCAGAAUCACAGUGUGUGAGAUUGUUAGGAGUUGAGAAAACAUUUCGUUUCUGUGAUCACUGGUUGAUUUGCAUUAGAUAUAAGUCUGCAGUUUGCACUCUGUGAAAUCUGAAAUUCUAUUGUGUGAGUGUGUGUGUGUGAGUGAGAGCAAGUGAGCGUAUGCAUGUGUGCCAGACAAUGACAAAAGCUUAUUAAAAUGAAUUGCACAGG
Molecule: messenger RNA, 1183 nt
Organism: Cynoglossus semilaevis (tongue sole)
Lineage: Eukaryota; Metazoa; Chordata; Actinopteri; Pleuronectiformes; Cynoglossidae
Gene: rab3db
Product: RAB3D, member RAS oncogene family, b
Exons: 5
Coding region: 172-840 (222 amino acids)
Molecular function (GO): GTPase activity; GTP binding
Source: RefSeq, a predicted model, not a curated record